GAGAAGGGAGAAUUGAGAUCUCAAUGUUUUUGCUGCAAAAAUUGUCAAACAGUAAAAAUGCCAGGUUUUCAAGAACCAGCAGAGCUGGCUCAUUAUUGUAGACUGCAUGCACUCCAUUCCUGUUACUAUGGAAACAUACUGAGACUGUGGGUUUAUCAUAAAAACCUUGAGAAACGUUCCUUGCAACAGUUCACAUAGAGAAACAUCUGGAUCCCUUGUUUAUGCUCGGAUAAAGGCUGACCGCCCUCCUCCUCUGUGUUGUGGAAAGGCAUGUCAUAUUUCACGAUUUUUCUUUAGCUGUAAAAAUUCUGGUGUGGAUAUAUCAAGCAUACUUUGCUUUUGAUUGCAUUUGCUGGACUAGAUCAAUGUUUAUGCCGGUUCGGUUAGCCAUGCCUGUGAAAACUGUGUUUUCAGAACUUCUGCAUUCUGAACUUCUAACUUACAGUAUCAAUAGCAAGAGCUUGAAACAGAUGGACUAGUAAAGUUUCUUUUAAAGAAAAAUGCGCUUGGGUCUUUGGUUGGGCUAACACUCUCCCUUCCAAGGAAGGGUCUCCCCAAGCGCAGGUGGCAGCAGCUGUGAGCCGUGUCAGUCCAAGGUUGCCUGCCAGUUACCCGAGGAGGUAGCAGCCACGUUUCUCUUACCAUCUACUGGAAGGCACCAACGGCUCUUGAAAGUGUCUCGCUUCUGUGUAACGACUGCCUCCAGUUUACACACAUCAGUGUAAAAGAUUCACCAGGGGCCUUCCCAUGGUUGUGUUAAGAACAUAGCCUGUGUGGGAGUGAAGUCACUUCCUUCUCUGCAGUUUAAGGAUUGAUUCUAUGAGAUGUGCCUGCUGUCUUUAGCAACACAGAGGAAAGUUACUCAGACUCAGAGCUUAAAUGACUGCUUCUUAGAAAUGACUUGCUGAUCUCAGAAGAUGGCUAAGGGCACAUGACGCACGCGAGGCGGUAUGAGCCCGAUGAGAGAAAGGGAAAGUUAAGGAUGCUGGAGCAGAACAAUGGAUUUCUCCUUCUCUUUCAUGCAAGGGAUCAUGGGAAACACAAUUCAGCAACCACCUCAACUCAUUGACUCCGCCAACAUCCGUCAGGAGGAUGCCUUUGACAACAGCAGUGACAUUGUUGAAGAUGGUGGCCAGACACCGUAUGAAGCUACCUUGCAGCAAGGCUUUCAGUACCCACCUACAACGGAAGACCUUCCUCCACUCACAAAUGGCUAUCCACCAUCAAUCAGCAUGUACGAAACCCAGACCAAAUACCAGUCAUAUAAUCAGUAUCCCAAUGGGUCAGCCAAUGGCUUUGGUGCCGUUAGAAACUGUAGCCCUCCCGACUAUUACCAUUCCGAAAUUCCAAACACAAGACCACAUGAGAUUCUGGACAAACCUUCCCCUCCACAGCCACCACCCCCUCCUUCGGUACCACAAACUGUGAUUCCAAAGAAGACUGGCUCACCUGAAAUCAAACUGAAAAUAACCAAAACUAUCCAGAAUGGCAGGGAAUUGUUUGAGUCUUCCCUUUGCGGAGACCUCUUAAACGAAGUGCAGGCACAUGAGCACAGCAAGUCCAAGCAUGAGAGCAGAAAGGAGAAGAGGAAAAAGAGCAGCAAGCACGACUCGCCCAGGGCCGAGGAGCGCAGGGUGCACAAAGCCCCCAAGCUGGAGCCUCAGGAGCCCAGUAGACCAAAUGAAAGGGUUGACACUGUAUCAGAAAAACCAAGAGAAGAUCCAGUAUUAAAAGAAGAAGCCCCAGCUCAGCCGAUACCAUCUUCUGUGCCAGCACCAGAAGUGUCAACUGGUGUUAAGUUCCAGGUUGGUGAUCUUGUUUGGUCCAAGGUGGGAACCUAUCCUUGGUGGCCUUGUAUGGUUUCAAGUGAUCCCCAGCUCGAGGUUCAUACCAAAAUUAACACAAGAGGUGCCCGGGAAUAUCAUGUCCAGUUUUUCAGCAACCAGCCAGAGCGGGCCUGGGUUCAUGAAAAGCGAGUGCGGGAGUAUAAAGGUCAUAAACAGUAUGAAGAGCUACUGGCCGAGGCAACUAAACAAGCCAGCAAUCACUCUGAGAAACAAAAGAUCAGGAAACCUCGGCCUCAGAGAGAACGUGCUCAGUGGGACAUUGGCAUUGCCCAUGCAGAGAAAGCCUUGAAAAUGACUCGAGAAGAAAGAAUAGAACAGUACACUUUCAUCUACAUUGAUAAACAGCCAGAAGACCAAUCAAAGAAGAAUGCUGCCUCCAAAGCCGAAGUUAAAAAACCCCGCAAGCCAAGAUCUGUCCCCAACACUCAGCCAGAACAGCCCAGUGCAGGGGAGGUGGCCUCCUCACACUCAAGUACUGAGAACCGGAGGCAAAGCCAGCGGAGGCACGCCAGUGUGGAGGAGGAGGAGCCGCCCCCAGUCAAGAUAGCCUGGAAGACAGCAGCAGCCAGGAAGUCCUUACCAGCUUCCAUCACCAUGCACAAGGGGAGUCUGGAUUUGCAAAAGUGCAACAUGUCCCCAGUUGUGAAAAUUGAACCAGUGUUUGCUCUUCAGAAUGCCACAGGAGACGGGAAAUUUAUCGAUCAGUUUGUUUAUUCAACAAAGGGAAUUGGUAACAAAACAGAAAUAAGUGUCCGAGGGCAAGAGAAGCUUAUAAUUUCUACACCAAACCAGAAAAGUGAAAAGCCAGCGCAGAAUGUAUCAUCUCCUGAAGCAACAGCUGGUGCUGCAGGCUCAGUAGAAAAGAAGCAGCAGCGAAGAUCGAUUCGGACGCGUUCUGAAUCAGAGAAAUCCACCGAGGCUGUGCCAAAGAAGAAGGUCAAAAAGGAGCAGGUUGAAACAGUUCCUCAGACUACGGUGAAGACUGGAUUACAGAAAGGUGCCAGCGAGAUUUCAGAUUCCUGUAAACCUCUAAAGAAAAGGAGUCGCGCCUCAACUGAUGUAGAAAUGACUAGCUCAGCAUACAGAGACACAUCUGACUCCGAUUCUAGAGGACUGUGUGAUCUGCAGGUGGGCUUUGGGAAGCAAGUAGACAGCCCUUCAGCCACUGCAGACGCAGAGGUGUCUGAUGUGCAGUCCGUGGACUCCAGCUUGUCCAGAAGAGGCGUUAGCACGAGUAAGAAGGACAGUGUUUGUCAGAUCUGUGAAAGCUCUGGUGACUCUCUGAUUCCUUGUGAGGGAGAGUGCUGCAAACACUUCCACCCAGAGUGCCUGGGGCUGACCUCACUGCCGGAUGGGAAGUUCAUCUGUGUGGAAUGUCAGACCGGACAGCACCCGUGUUUCUCCUGCAAGGUGUCCGGAAAGGAUGUGAAGCGCUGUUCUGUGGGUGCCUGUGGAAAAUUCUACCAUGAAGCCUGUGUCCGCAAAUUCCCCACUGCCAUCUUUGAGUCCAAAGGAUUCCGCUGUCCCCAGCACUGCUGCUCUGCCUGCUGCGUGGAGAAAGAUAUCCACAAAGCGAGUAAAGGCCGCAUGAUGAAGUGUCUGCGGUGUCCCGUUGCCUACCACUCUGGAGAUGCUUGUGUUGCGGCCGGAAGCAUGUUUGUGUCCUCCUACAUUCUCAUCUGUAGUAAUCAUUCCAAACGGAGCAGCAGUUCUUCCUCUGCUGUAAAUGUAGGCUUUUGUUUCGUUUGUGCCAGAGGGCUGAUAGUUCAGGACCAUUCAGACCCCAUGUUCAGUUCAUAUGCCUAUAAGUCCCACUACCUUCUGAAUGAAUCAAACCGUGCUGAGUUGAUGAAAUUACCUAUGAUUCCUUCUUCGUCAGCUUCCAAAAAGAAAUGUGAGAAAGGUGGAAGAUUGCUCUGCUGUGAGUCGUGUCCCGCCUCCUUCCACCCGGAGUGCCUGAGCAUAGACAUGCCCGAAGGCUGCUGGAACUGUAACGACUGCAAAGCCGGCAAGAAGCUGCACUACAAGCAGAUUGUGUGGGUCAAGUUGGGAAACUACAGAUGGUGGCCGGCAGAGAUCUGCAACCCCAGGUCUGUGCCCCUCAACAUCCAGGGACUGAAACACGACCUGGGGGACUUCCCUGUGUUCUUCUUUGGAUCCCAUGACUACUACUGGGUGCACCAGGGCAGAGUCUUCCCAUACGUGGAAGGAGACCGAAGCUUUGCUGAGGGACAGACCAGCAUCAACAAAACCUUCAAGAAAGCACUGGAAGAAGCUGCAAAACGUUUCCAGGAACUGAAAGCACAGAGGGAAAGUAAAGAAGCACUGGAGAUUGAAAAAAAUUCAAGAAAACCACCUCCGUACAAACACAUCAAGGCCAACAAAGUCAUCGGGAAGGUACAGAUCCAAGUCGCUGACCUGUCGGAGAUCCCCCGCUGUAACUGCAAGCCCGCCGACGAGAACCCGUGUGGCCUGGAGUCCCAGUGCCUCAACAGGAUGUUGCAGUAUGAGUGCCACCCGCAGGUGUGCCCAGCUGGAGAGCGUUGUCAGAACCAGUGCUUCACGAAGAGGCUCUACCCUGACGCUGAGAUCAUCAAGACUGAGCGAAGAGGCUGGGGCCUCAGGACCAAGAGGAGCAUUAAGAAGGGUGAAUUUGUAAACGAAUAUGUUGGUGAAUUAAUUGAUGAAGAAGAAUGCAGACUGCGCAUCAAACGAGCGCAUGAGAACAGCGUAACUAAUUUUUAUAUGUUAACUGUUACCAAGGAUCGCAUCAUUGACGCUGGCCCCAAAGGCAAUUACUCUCGUUUUAUGAACCACAGCUGUAAUCCAAACUGCGAAACACAGAAGUGGACGGUGAACGGGGAUGUCCGUGUGGGACUGUUUGCCCUCUGCGAUAUUCCUGCAGGAAUGGAGCUGACCUUUAAUUACAACCUGGACUGUCUGGGCAACGGCAGGACGGAGUGCCACUGCGGGGCUGCCAACUGCAGCGGCUUCCUCGGGGUGCGGCCCAAGUCGGCCUGUGCGUCAACAGCUGAGGAGAAGGCCAGGAAUGCCAAGCUAAAGCCCAAGAGGCGGAAGCCCAAAGCAGAACCAAAGCAGGCGCAUGAAGAUUACUGUUUUCAGUGUGGAGACGGGGGAGAGCUGGUCAUGUGUGACAAAAAAGACUGUCCCAAAGCGUACCACCUCCUAUGCCUUAACCUGACACAGCCGCCCUACGGAAAGUGGGAGUGCCCGUGGCAUCAGUGCGACGUGUGCGGGGGCGCCGCCACCUCCUUCUGCGAGUUCUGCCCGCACUCCUUCUGUAAGGAGCACGGCCAGGGGGCCCUGGUGCCGUCAGCCCUGGAAGGCCGCCUCUGCUGCUCCGAGCACGAGCCCGGGGCGCCCGUGUCCGAGGAGUGCUGGGGCAAGAUGAAGUGCAGGCGGGAGUCGCAGGAGCAGGUGGAAGAAGCCAGAGAAUGAGCGCCCGGUGACGGCGGUGCCAGCCAGGCCCGGGCGCUGCGGAGCCCCAGAGCCACAGCAGCGCUCUGCAGCCCCGGAGCCGGCUCCGCAGGCAGGAGCGGGCGGGUCUCCUUGCUGGUCCUCGGGGUGGGUUGGGGGGAUUCUGUGGAGGGUGAAGUUCCCUGGGUUUCUUGGUUUUGUUUUUGUUUUUCCUCGCCUUUUGUUGUGCUUCAAGGCCCCUACAGUUGGGGAAAAAAAAGAGAGGUGUCUUCACUUUUUAAACUAAGAACAAAGAGGAAAGGGUGUCUUGUGAAUGAGAUGAAUUGCAGGUCAAAGACGCGUCGUUCCUUGAUUGUAUAAAGCAAAAGUAGCCACCUUCCUUUUAUUUAUUUUCAUCUUUAGGACCUCGAAAAGUGUAGUGCAAAUAGUCUAACCAGUGUAUGUGUGUGUGCGUUUUCGGUAGGCGGCAGAGCGCCCCAGGACCAGUGUGCUAACCUCUAUAUACCUCUUACUCAACGGGAGCUAGACUAACUUCCACUUCCUCGCCAGUGGUGCAGUCCCAGACAAGGGCUCUGGGGGAGGCUUCAGUCCCGGGGGUCCUGGGACGCGGGACCCCAAAAGGCAUCUGUGCGUGUUCUGACCCAGAGGAGCCGCAGGUGCUGACUGCGCAUGUGCUCACAGCGUGUUCACGCGGAUGUGAGCGUGGAGCUAGAGCGGUCGGUGUGUCAUGCGAACCCCCAGAAAGGACAGCCAAAGGGAGCGCACACAGGGCCCCGGCCACGUGGUGCCAGUCUGACCCAGAGCGGGGGCGGGCGUGUUCCCGUGCCUUUCCCUCCAGAGGAAGCAUUUCCUCUGUGGACCGACCAUUUUCCUGGGAAAACCACGCAUGCAAACCGGUUCUGCAUCUUUCUAGCUGGGCUCCAUCCUGCAGGUGUGUCAGGUAACAACUGGUACCUUCCCCAGUAGGAAGAGCCAUCCAAACCCUGUCACCUUAGAGAGUGAGCCGCGAUGGUGCCAUGCCGCUGGAACCUUUGGAGUGGUUGGUGCAGGAGAUGGGCCCACAGAACUCAGCCUCGCGCUGCUGCCUGCCUGUCUGCCUGCCUGCCCGUGCAGGCAGCUGGUAGGGGACGCCAGGCGCUGCUGUGCCAGCACGGGACCCUGCGCACUCUAGCCAGGCCCUCUGCCUCCGGCCCUCCCUGGCCGACCAGCAAGGCAGGGCGCUGUGGUGCCUGUCCUCUGCCCCAUGUGCACCUUCCUGUCUGCGACUCCUCUGCACAGAAGGGGGACGGCUGUGCCAUGUCCCCCUCGUUUGUGCAAGUACACUCCCCUUACACAGCCUCCACAGCACCCCAUCUGACUCCUUCACCCCUGCUCCUGAGCUGCCCUUGGCCAGCUCCCAGCACUUCCUCAGGAGGUGACUGCUGAUGGGACACAGCCCCCCAGCAGGCAGAGGGGAAAGCCGCCCGCGCCCCGCACAGCCGACCGCCCCAGGGACAGGACGCCCCGCUCGCCAAAACACUAACCUUUGCUCUCGAGCAAUUCUAGAGUCUGAUGUCGUUUUGAAAACUAAUUUAAGAAAAUCUAGGUUUUAUCAUAUUGAAAUUUUAUUUUCUAUAUAUAUACAUAGAUAUAUAGAUAUAUAUAUACACACAAGAUCCCUGUUUGGGUUUUUAAAUGUACUAACAUGAAGGUUUCCUUGACAUUCCGCACGUGACUUGCUGAGACAGUAUUCCCAUGCAGUCUAACCUCGGGCUAAGUUUUGGACUUCGUGCUAUUUACUAUCUGAGAACUUUUCUAUGGUGAGCCAGGGUACCUCCUGUACAGUGCAGAUACCUUAGGGCUAAGCGUUUUUAUAACAGAACUCUGCUAUGUUCUGGGUUUUUUGUUUUUUAAUUUUUUUUUUUUGACAACUAAUUGAAUCGUUCCACCACUUCAGAAACCUAAAGUAGCAAAACAAACAGCUGGUCGCAGCUCUGAGCCUUUGGUGAUGUUCUUUAAGGGUCUAAAAAGUGGGUCCCGGUAACACCAGGGCCCUGCUGUGCUGCAGCAGCUGACUGUGGCUCGGCUUGGGGGAUGGGGGCGCCCCGCUGCUCGCCCGGGCUCAGCUCCUGUCAGCCACCUUGUAAUGUCCCAGUACACGGCAGCAUGGAGAGGGGCGGCGCCCUCUGUAGCUGCAGCUCAAUUCUUGGCAGGAAUAAACAAUCCCCAGGGUUUUGGACAGCAGCACAAAGCUCCAGCUGCUGGAGCAGUAGGCGCUGAUGAGGAGGUCUUGGGGGCGCUGCCCAGGCCGUGUGCAGUGGAGGGCAGAUGGGCUGGCUGCCCCGGGAACGCCAAGGCUGCAGAGUGGGAGCCGACGGCCAGCUGGCAGGUGUUAACUUGCCACUUCCCAAGUUCCCACUCUCAGCCUGGGGCCAGGGUGGACUGAGGUUUGCCUUCGCGGAAACAUGCAGAAUGCUGUGUUCCAGUCAGGGACGCAUCAGGAAGGUGAAGCAAAGUACCUGGGGGUUACAGGGGCUAGGGGACAUGGUCCCAGGUGCCAGCCACGGUCAUGUCAGCUGUAACUAGAACACACCUGGGACCUGUCUGCCUUUCUGGCUCCGCUCAGUGCCCAGCUCCUUUACCUUCAAGGCAAGGGGCUGGCGGGGCCGACUGCCCGGAACGCCUUCCUUCAAGCCUAGGGCCAGCUCUGCUGUUUGCUCGUGAACAACCUGAAAUAGUCAUAAUUAACAAGUUUCUGUUGUCUGGUGGGCCAGGGGACAGCUCUGCUUGGCCAGCUCGGCAGUGGACUGCCAAGCCAAGGCAAGCUGGAGCUGCAGCCAUGUCCAAGUGUGGCGGGGAGGUGGGGGAGCAGGAGGAAGGGGGUGCUCUUGGCUAGGGGAGGGGGGACGCCCACAAGCCCCACAGACAUAAUGUCACUUUAGCACUGCUGCUGCCUCAUCGCGUCCCGGUGGUGGAUGUACUUGACAACCUGGAGAUUUUUCCCUUUGCUUUCCCUCUCGACUUGAAAUGGAGAGUAGAGUAUUAUGGGAGCCGGCAGUCCGGUCUCUGCCCCUCUUUUCCCUGAACUGAAGGCCACAAACCGCCUCCAGUCCAGCGAGUGCACUUGGGGACAGAAGACAGUGGCCACCUGCCCGACCUCUCCUGUGUGUGUCCCUCUGUCACACCCAACCCCGGCUGCCUCUGGCACUGCUUCUCUCCCUUGUUAAUAUACACCUGUUCAGAAAAAAAAAAAAUGAUUGCACUUAUGCCACACUCCUGAAAUGCUGAGUAUAACCCUUGGGUCUCCACGACCCCAUUUCCGUUGUGUUUCUUGUUUCCGUUGCUCAAGUGACAAGUCUGGGUGCUUGUGCCCCUGUGUGAAGUUUGGGGGGGUGGGAGGGGGGCAGCCAGAAGGCCCUGGUCUCUGGCAGACUGAGUGUCAUAAACAUGUAUUUGAAAAAGGGACGACAGUCUCGUAUUUCGUGCUUGGCCGUCUUAGGGGCCUGUUGCAGGUGCCCCGCAGCAGGCUGUGGCCGCGUGCCCCGGCUGGGCCGUUCCUGAGGCACUUCCUUGUCUUCAAAAGCGGCUGGAUGGACCUUCCCUGUAGGGUCAGUGUUGUCAGUCCCGUUUCGUUCCAUUCAUCCUCUUCCUUCCCCCACGUUGAGGAAAUCCUGUUGCCAUUAACAACAUGCAUUGCUCCAUGGUGAUGGCGACCCAUUGACCAGCGUCAUCUUUUCGUGUCCAAGCGUGUGUGCAUACCUGGACCGACGAGAAGCCCAUCUUUCUCUCCCUGAGUGGCAGUGCCCAGCACUCAUGGGCACCCCAACCCCAUUUCCUGUCCCCCUGUUCUUUAUGAUGGUGACUUCUGUGUACUUUAUGUGUAAUCGACUUGGUAGAACCUCGGAAUUCUGGCCUAAAUCACUCGAGAUGCGAGUCUACUAACCUGGCACCAACCCCGCUCACUGGGUGCCCGUGGCUAGAAGCUCUGACACUAAGGGGUUGGUCCGUGUCCGUUUCCCUGGGAUGUCCCGCCAGGCGUGACUGUGCAGGCUUCGUGUUGCCGCGGGGAGUUCAAGGUCUGUACUGUGUGAGGGUUUCUGUUGCCUGGCUCCUGUCCCAUUGCAUAGCGUGACCCGUGUCAAGCCUGGUGACCGUGUACAUAGAUAGCCUACUGACCCGUCACAGUGUCCUUAGGAAUGCUUGUACUAUUUAAGCCCGUAAUUGAUGUGUGUGCUGGUAGGAACAUACUUUUUGUACAUUCUAUUUGCUGAAACGUUGCCCUUUGUUUUCUUAAUUUCACCCAAUACUUUGGAACUCCAAUGUGUUUUUUGCUUCCUUGACGAUUAAUUCGGAAAAGGUUUUUAAUGACAUUCCACCAAUUUCAGAUUUUGCUUGAGAUUGACUUCAAUAAAUUGUCCUUGUAUGUUCCAAGUUAAA
Molecule: messenger RNA, 9701 nt
Organism: Ochotona curzoniae (black-lipped pika)
Lineage: Eukaryota; Metazoa; Chordata; Mammalia; Lagomorpha; Ochotonidae
Gene: NSD3
Product: nuclear receptor binding SET domain protein 3
Exons: 24
Coding region: 999-5306 (1435 amino acids)
Biological process (GO): regulation of DNA-templated transcription
Cellular component (GO): nucleus; chromatin
Molecular function (GO): histone H3K36 methyltransferase activity
Source: RefSeq, a predicted model, not a curated record